Molecule: messenger RNA, 1518 nt
Organism: Nycticebus coucang (slow loris)
Lineage: Eukaryota; Metazoa; Chordata; Mammalia; Primates; Lorisidae
Gene: SPINT2
Product: serine peptidase inhibitor, Kunitz type 2
Exons: 7
Coding region: 323-1081 (252 amino acids)
Molecular function (GO): serine-type endopeptidase inhibitor activity
Source: RefSeq, a predicted model, not a curated record
CGGCAGCUGCUUGCGGGCGGCCGCCAUUGGCCGUAGCGCCCUGCUCAACGUUUGUGCGGUGGGGCUCCCAAAGGGGGAGAGAGUUGCUGAGUGCCGCUGGGGGUAAAGGGGCAAGUGACGAGCGGACUGAAGCACUACACACCGAAGGUCUCAGAAAAGGGCUUCUGGAAGGUCGGCACCUUGCGGACCCUCUAGUAGCGCCCGCACCUGAACCUGAGACCCUCCAGCGCGCGUGCGCAGCGAGGGUCUUCUCGCACCUGCUCGCGAGACCCCAACUGCCUGCUGCUCGAGGCCUCGCGGGGGCUUCUCGGUGGAGCGGGUCAUGGCGCAGCUGUGUGGGCAGAGGCGGUGCCGGGCGCUCCUCGCCCUGCUGGCAUCACUGCUCCUCUCCGGGGCCCAGGCGGCCGAGGGAGAACGCGGCAUUCACGAUUUCUGCCUGGUUUCCAAGGUGGUGGGGAGAUGCCGGGCCUCCAUCCCGAGGUGGUGGUACAAUGUCACUGAUGGGUCCUGCCAGCAGUUCGUGUACGGAGGCUGUGAAGGAAAUGACAACAAUUAUCAGAGCAAAGAGGAAUGCCUCAAGAAAUGUGCUGGUGUCACAGAGAAUUCCAUUGAUCAUUUGGCCAGCAGCAGGAAUGGAGCAGAUUCCUCUGUCCCAAGUGUUCCUAGAAGACAGGAUUUUGAUGACCUCUCCAGCGAUAUUUUCAACUAUGAAGAAUACUGUACUGCCAAGGCAGUCACUGGGCCUUGCCGGGCAUCCUUCCUGCGCUGGUACUUUGAUGCUGAGAAGAACUCCUGUGAUAACUUCAUCUAUGGAGGGUGCCGGGGCAAUAAAAACAGCUAUCUCUCCAAGGAAGCAUGCAUGCACCGCUGCUACGGCAAGCAGAUAUAUCCAGUCUUACCCCCUGGCACAAAAGUGGUGGUCCUGGCAGGGAUGUUCGUGAUGGUUCUGAUCCUCUUCCUGGGAGCCUCUGUGGUCUGCCUGAUCCGGGUGGCACGGAGGAACCAGGAACGUGCCCUACGCACCGUUUGGAGCUCUGGUGACGACAAGGAGCAGCUGGUGAAGAACACAUACGUCCUGUGAAUGCCCUGUCACCAAGAGAACUGGGGAAGGGGGGAACGUGUGUGUGCUUUUUUAAAAUAGAGUGAUUGAUUUGUAUUUGUGAGAUCAUUAGGCCUUUGAUUUGUUUGUUACUCCAGCGGGUAAGGAGGCUGCUUUCUGGUCUCACCAGGGUGGGUUUGCUUUGGAAAUUCUCCUAGAAGGUGGCUCUUUCUCUCACAUCCCCUCUGGUCUGGCAGCAGCCCCCACGUGUUCCUCGUCUUCACUUUUCCUUCCUGCAGGUGUAGUUACCCUUUGCCUCUUCCAUCACAAAUGUGAUGUUACCAUGGUUCCUUUUGUUUGUUUGAUUCAUUUUUUUUUUUUUUAAGCAAGCGUAAACUGAAGUUUUUUUAUUAGGAUUCUAAAAGGAAGAAAGUAAAAUGUACAAGUUUAAUAAAAAGGGCCUUCCCUUUUGAAAUAAA